Miniopterus natalensis is the source of this 905-nucleotide messenger RNA. It is a transcript of the gene HDDC3, whose product is annotated as HD domain containing 3. The record is from RefSeq and is a predicted model, not a curated record. Gene Ontology annotation, molecular function: guanosine-3',5'-bis(diphosphate) 3'-diphosphatase activity. NCBI's taxonomy places the organism in Eukaryota, Metazoa, Chordata, Mammalia, Chiroptera, Miniopteridae.
CCCGCGCGAUGGGCUCCGAGGCGGCGCAGUUGCUGGAAGCUGCCGACUUCGCGGCUCGCAAGCACCGACGGCAGCGGCGGAUGGACCCCGAAGGGACCCCCUACAUUAACCACCCUAUCGGUGUGGCUCGGAUCCUGACCCACGAGGCGGGAGUCACUGACAUUGUGGUGUUACAGGCAGCCCUGCUCCACGACACGGUUGAGGACACUGACACCACCCUGGAUGAGCUGGAGCUGCACUUUGGGGCCCAGGUGCGGCGUCUGGUGGAGGAGGUGACGGAUGACAAGACUCUGCCCAAGCUGGAGAGAAAGAGGCUGCAGGUGGAGCACGCCCCCCACAGCAGCCCGGGGGCUAAACUGGUGAAGCUGGCGGACAAGCUGUACAAUCUGAGGGACCUGAAUCGCUGCACCCCAGAGGGAUGGUCGGAGCAUCGAGUCCAGGAGUACUUCGAGUGGGCAGCCCAGGUGGUGAAGGGGCUUCAGGGGACAAACCGGCAGCUGGAAGAUGCUCUGAAGCAGCUGUUUAAGGAGCGGGGGCUGACGCUGUGAGCGGUGCCUGGAGCCAUCAGGUGGCACAGACUCCAGCCUCGCCCGGGCCAGAAGGGUCACGCAUACUCCCGCCUUUUGGAGCCUCUCGAGCUCCCUCUAUGGUUCCCUGAGCCCAGCGGCCGAAAAACAUUCGCCCUUUCUCACUCUGAAGGUCUCCUGCCAACCAAACUGAGCCUGGAUCGUGGGGGGUCGGACGCACCCCGUCCACGUCGAAUGCAUUCACUGCCCUUCAGGCCUUGGGUCUGUUUGCCAUGUUGCAAAGGUGGGGGGGGGGUGUCUCUGGUCCCUUAAGGUCCCUUGGGCUUAUAGGGACACGAGUUCCUAGUCAUUAUGGAAAAUAAAGCAUUUUGGGGUCAA